Molecule: messenger RNA, 930 nt
Organism: Peromyscus californicus insignis
Lineage: Eukaryota; Metazoa; Chordata; Mammalia; Rodentia; Cricetidae
Product: hepatitis A virus cellular receptor 1 homolog
Exons: 8
Coding region: 1-930 (309 amino acids)
Biological process (GO): phagocytosis, engulfment; positive regulation of mast cell activation
Cellular component (GO): cell surface
Molecular function (GO): virus receptor activity; phosphatidylserine binding
Source: RefSeq, a predicted model, not a curated record
AUGAUGCAUCCUCAAGUCUUCAUUUCAGGCCUUAUACUGCUUCUCCCAGGUGCUGUGAGUUCUCAUAGAGUAGUGAAGGGGGUGAUUGAUCACCCUGUCACACUGCCAUGUACUUACUCAACAUCCCGAGGAAUCACUACCACUUGUUGGGGUCUAGGAACAUGCUCAGCUUUUAAUUGUGUAAACAUAAUUAUCCAGACCAAUGGAUACCGUGUCACCUAUCGGAGUAGCAGUAGAUACCAGCUAAAGGGGCAUAUUUCGGGAGGAAACGUGUCCUUGACAAUAGAGAAUGCUGUUCAGAGUGACAGUGGUGUGUAUUGCUGUCGAGUGAAGAUCCCUGGAUGGUUCAAUGAUCAGAUAUCGACCUUUUCCUUGGAAGUUAGACCAGCAAGACCCACAACUACAGCAAGACCCACAACUACUGGAAGACCCACAUCUUCAGGAAGACCCAUAACUAUUUCAACAAGACUCACCCAUGUACCUACAUCACCCCGAGUCUCCACCUCUACUCCUCCAACACCAGCACACACACAGACUCACACACCAGAACCCACUACAUUUUAUCCACAUCAGACAACAGCUGAGGUGACAGAAACCCCAUCCUAUACUCUUGCAGAUUGGAAUUACACUGUGACAUCCUCAGAUGACUUUUGCAGUAAUUACACUGAUUCAAUCCUUUCACAGGAGUGGCAGAAGAACACGACUAAUGACUUCUAUAUCGGCAUCUCCAUUGAUGCCCUGCUGCUGCUGCUACUUAUGUGCACCCUGGCUGUCACCAGGUACAUCCUUAUGAAAAAGAAGUCAGAGUCUCUAAGCUUGGUAGCAUUCCGUGUCUCUAAGAUGGGAACUUUUCAAAAUACAGCAGAUGUGAAGUCCAGAGCUGAAGACAAUGUCUACAUUAUUGAAGACAGUCUUUACCAUACAGAAUGA